Messenger RNA from Peromyscus leucopus (white-footed mouse), 1918 nucleotides. RefSeq names its product zinc finger protein 773-like. The coding region runs from base 251 to 1534 and encodes 427 amino acids. The record is from RefSeq and is a predicted model, not a curated record. Gene Ontology annotation, molecular function: RNA polymerase II cis-regulatory region sequence-specific DNA binding; DNA-binding transcription factor activity, RNA polymerase II-specific. Gene Ontology annotation, biological process: regulation of transcription by RNA polymerase II; central nervous system development. The transcript is spliced from 5 exons. Lineage: Eukaryota; Metazoa; Chordata; Mammalia; Rodentia; Cricetidae. Gene Ontology annotation, cellular component: nucleus.
ACAAAAAGAAGAACAAGAAAAAAAAAAGACAAGACAAAAAGGCAUUGGGACUUAGUGGUUGUGGGCAAGUGAUUGUUCUCCAUGGAUGCUCGUGUCAGAUCAGUGGAAAACUGAUUUUUUUUUUUUUUAACACCUUCGUUGUUCAGGAAGAGGAGGCUUGAGAGGAGCGACGCUUUGUGCACUAGCACCCAGACGGGUUUGAAAUCUGCGACGAUCCGUGUGACAGGUUGCGCGUCUAGAGAGGACAGCCAUGUCUAUGGAUCCAGCUGUCCAACAGAGUCAGGCUGCGGUGGCUGGGCAGGGAGCCCAGGCACAGGUUGCAGUAAGUGCAAAGACAUCGACUGACUGUAAAGAGGGUUGUAUGGCCUUUAACGACGUGGCUAUCUACUUCUUGAGGGAGGAAUGGACACUGCUUGAUGACUCUCAGAGGCAUCUCUACCACCAUGUGAUGAUGGAGGUCUUUGUUCUCAUGUCCUCAUUGGGACUCAUACCUUCUGGGACCCGUAACAUCAUUCAGGUGGAGUCUUCAGAUCCCUUCAUUCCUGCACUGAGAUUCCUGACUCCAAGAAUUGUGGUUGAAAAGAUACCUUGGAAGCAGAACACUUCCAUGGAAGCAGGGCUUAAUAUGACCAUGCUCCCACCGCCACAGCUGGGCUGUACUGAGACAUCCUUACAGAGAGCAGAGAGCAGGAUUCCAGCUGUGGAGUGCAAGAAAAGUGACUUUUCACAGAAGAGUUUACAAAGCACAGACCGUGGGAUGGACCUCCAGACUCCCUCAGGUCCUCUGGGGCAUCCUGUGACUCACGGUAGUGAGGAGCCACCCAGGAGCACUAAAAGAAAAAAGGCUAUUCGUAGUGAGAAGGGGAACUACAAAUGCUGUGACUGUGGCAAAUCCUUCAGUUGUAAGUCUCUGCUUAUUCGACACCGGAGGAUACACACUGGUGAAAAGCCUUUUAAGUGCAGUGACUGUGAGAAAUCCUUCAUCCAAAAGGCUGAUCUGAAUCAACAUGUCAAAGUUCACACUGGCGAGAAGCCUUUCAGAUGCAGUGAAUGUGGGAAAGAUUUCAAACAUAGUCGCUCCCUUGUUGGGCAUCAAAGAGUUCACACUGGAGAAAGGCCUUAUAAAUGCAGCCAGUGUGGGGAAUCGUAUAUGAACAAAUCCAGCCUCAUUCGUCAUAAUCGACUCCAUACUGGAGAAAAGCCUUACAAGUGCAGCGAGUGUGGAAAAUUGUUUAAAGAAAGAUCCAGCCUCGUUUAUCAUGCCCGAAUGCACACUGGAGAGAGGCCUUUUAAGUGCAGCCAAUGUGGGAAGAGUUUUAAAAAGAACUCACACCUCGUGAAACACCGAAAAGUUCACAGCAGAGGGAAACCUUUUAAGUGUAAUGUAUGUGGGAGAUGCUUUACUGUGAGGUAUAUCCUCAUUAAACACCAGAGAUUUCACACUGCAACAAAGCAUCAUGAGUGCAAGCAAUGUGGGAAAGUGUUUUGCUACAGGACUGGACUUUCUAGACACAAGAAGACUCAUACUGAAUAGAAGUAUUGAGUGCCAUGAAGAUGGGAAAUUGUUUUCAUCAUCUACUAUAUACAUGCAAGGGAACAUUCACUGAACAAAAAUCAAGAAUGUUUGAAUUGUGAGGAGCCUUCACCCACACCUCCAUCCUGUUCAACUGGAGAGGCCACGGUGCUGGGAUGCAUCAUGAACCCACUGAUUCUGGGAAAGCCUUUGAGCAAAUGUCUGCUCUUAUUAGUAACAUAUGCACAACUCAGAUAGGUCUGUGAAUGCAGAGAAAAUCUUUAGCCAUUGGUCAACCUUAUCCUAAAAGUGACCCUUGUGAGGGAGUCAUUCAUUGAAAGUUACUCAUCAAAUAAGAACAUUGGGACAAGAUGAGAAUUAUUGCCAUCUUCCUACCCCCCCCCC